AUACUACUACCAAUCCUAGCAGGCUUUUGUUUUUUUAGUUAAAGCAAUCCUAGCAGGCUUGCUACCAAAGAAAUCAAAUUCUGAUCAGAGAGAGAAAAAGAUGUCGGGGAUGGAGAGAUUGCAGAGAAUGUUCGCCGGUGCCGGAGGGGCGUUGGGCCACCCACCACCGGACUCUCCUACACUCGAUUCGUCAGAACAAGUUUACAUAUCCUCGCUUGCCCUCCUCAAAAUGCUCAAACACGGAAGAGCUGGAGUUCCUAUGGAAGUGAUGGGGUUGAUGCUAGGUGAAUUCGUGGAUGAGUACACAGUUCGUGUUGUCGAUGUCUUUGCGAUGCCGCAGAGUGGUACUGGCGUCAGUGUCGAAGCGGUUGAUCAUGUUUUCCAGACCAAUAUGCUUGAUAUGCUCAAACAAACUGGAAGACCAGAGAUGGUGGUCGGAUGGUAUCAUUCGCAUCCUGGCUUUGGCUGUUGGCUCUCUGGCGUUGACAUUAAUACUCAACAGAGUUUUGAAGCUCUGAAUCAACGAGCUGUAGCAGUGGUGGUGGAUCCGAUUCAGAGUGUUAAAGGGAAGGUGGUGAUUGAUGCCUUCCGUUUGAUUAAUCCACAAACUAUGAUGCUUGGCCAAGAGCCAAGGCAGACAACAUCCAACCUUGGGCAUCUUAAUAAACCAUCAAUUCAAGCAUUGAUCCAUGGGUUGAACAGGCACUAUUACUCUAUUGCCAUUAAUUACAGGAAGAAUGAACUUGAGGAGAAGAUGUUAUUGAAUCUUCACAAGAAGAAAUGGACUGAUGGGUUGACACUUCAGCGUUUUGAUACCCAUUCCAAAACCAAUGAGCAGACCGUUCAGGAAAUGCUAAACUUGGCUAUAAAAUAUAACAAGGCAGUGCAAGAAGAGGACGAGUUGCCGCCAGAAAAACUAGCAAUUGCAAACGUUGGAAGGCAGGAUGCCAAGAAACACCUCGAAGAACAUGUUUCCAACUUGAUGUCUUCUAACAUAAUUCAGACUUUGGGCACCAUGCUUGACACGGUUGUAUUCUAGAGUUCGUAACCGAGCCCAAUUGUGCUUUAGGUUCAGUUAUAUCUAAAACAAACCACCGUUCCUUCUCGGUUAAAUCUUUUUCUUUUGCGAUAAGCUUGUUUUUCUGUUUCAGACUAUUGUUAUAGUGGAUUCAGGUGAAGAAAGUAACUGGGCAAAAGCGAGCUGUUAUAAUACAGUUCGUGGUUUACUCAUGUGUCAUUUGUCACUUCCUUAUUUAUACUCGAGUUUGCUUCAAAUUGAAGAGAAUCUUGUUUACA
This is a messenger RNA of Cornus florida, 1296 nucleotides long. Its product is annotated as 26S proteasome non-ATPase regulatory subunit 14 homolog. The record is from RefSeq and is a predicted model, not a curated record. The transcript is spliced from 6 exons. Gene Ontology annotation, biological process: proteasome-mediated ubiquitin-dependent protein catabolic process; protein deubiquitination. Lineage: Eukaryota; Viridiplantae; Streptophyta; Magnoliopsida; Cornales; Cornaceae. Gene Ontology annotation, cellular component: proteasome regulatory particle, lid subcomplex. Gene Ontology annotation, molecular function: proteasome binding; metallopeptidase activity; protein binding. The coding region runs from base 101 to 1039 and encodes 312 amino acids.